GCGCAGCGCAGCGCAGCGCCGGCAGGUACGGCGGGGCCGCGCCGCGUCGGAGGAGAGUGCGCCGCGCCCGCUGCUCCCGAGUUUCCAAAGGGAGGAUUUAUCUUCCAGAGGGCUGCCUAAGUGUCGCUUAAUGGUUAUAAGCAUCUGAUUUCCUCCAAGUGAUCUGUCAUGCUGCUUAUGAUCUAGUGCCCAGGAGGGAGGGACGCAGAGGAUUUUGGCCAUGGCUCCAAGGAAGAGGAGCAGCCGGGGGAUCUCCUUCAUCUUCUGCUGCUUUCGCAGCAGUGACCACCCCGAGAUCACCUACCGGCUGCGCAAUGACAGCAGCUUCGCCCUGCAGACCAUGGAGCCCGCGCUGCCCAUGCCGCCCGGGGAGGAGCUGGAUGUCAUGUUCACCGAGCUGGUGGAUGAACUUGACCUCACAGACAAGCACAGAGAGGCCAUGUUCGCACUGCCGGCAGAGAAGAAGUGGCAGAUCUACUGCAGCAAGAAGAAGGACCAGGAAGAAAAUAAAGGAGCCACCAGCUGGCCAGAGUUUUAUAUUGACCAGCUGAAUUCCAUGGCUGCUAGGAAAUCGCUGAUCGCUUUGGAAAAAGAGGACGAGGAGGAGAGAAACAAAACAAUUGAAAGUCUGAAGACAGCUCUGCGGACCAAGCCAAUGAGGUUUGUAACCCGAUUCAUCGACCUGGAUGGCUUGUCUUGCAUCCUCAACUUUCUGAAAAGCAUGGACUAUGAGACAGCAGAGUCUCGCAUACAUACCUCGCUCAUUGGCUGUAUAAAAGCACUGAUGAACAACUCCCUGGGCCGGGCCCACGUCCUGGCCCACUCGGAGAGCAUCAACGUAAUCGCUCAGAGUCUGAGCACCGAGAACAUUAAGACCAAGGUGGCAGUGCUGGAAAUCAUGGGCGCCGUGUGCCUGGUUCCUGGGGGCCACAAGAAGGUACUGGAGGCCAUGCUGCACUACCAGAAGUAUGCCAGCGAACGGACUCGCUUCCAGACGCUGAUCAAUGACUUGGACAAGAGCACAGGGCGGUAUCGAGACGAAGUGAGCCUCAAGACAGCCAUCAUGUCCUUCAUCAACGCAGUCCUGAGCCAGGGGGCAGGCGUGGAAAGCCUGGAUUUCAGACUCCAUCUGAGAUACGAGUUCCUCAUGCUUGGCAUCCAGCCAGUCAUUGAUAAACUGAGAGAGCAUGAAAACUCCACCCUUGACCGGCACUUAGAUUUCUUUGAAAUGCUUAGAAAUGAAGAUGAACUGGAAUUUGCCAAAAGAUUUGAGCUGGUCCACAUCGACACCAAAAGUGCAACUCAGAUGUUCGAGCUGACGAGGAAGAGGCUGACGCACACCGAGGCGUACCCGCACUUUAUGUCUAUCCUGCACCACUGUCUCCAAAUGCCUUAUAAACGAAGCGGCAACACUGUGCAGUACUGGCUGCUGCUCGACAGGAUCGUGCAGCAGAUUGUCAUCCAGAGUGACAAAGGGCAGGACCCUGAUGCCACUCCCCUAGAGAACUUCAACAUUAAAAACGUUGUCAGGAUGUUAGUCAAUGAAAAUGAAGUGAAGCAGUGGAAAGAACAAGCAGAAAAAAUGCGAAAAGAGCACACUGAGCUUCAGCAGAAGCUGGAGAAGAAGGAGCGCGAGUGCGAUGCCAAGGCCCAGGAGAAGGAGGAGAUGAUGCAGACGCUGAACAAGAUGAAGGAGAAGCUGGAGAAGGAGUCCAGCGAGCACAAGCAGGUCAAGCAGCAGGUGGCAGAUCUUACAGCACAGCUCCACGAGAUGAGCAGGAGAGCAAUCUGUGCUGCUGGCCCUGGAGGACCUCCCUUGCCACCAGGAGCUCCUGGUGGCCCUUUACCUUCUCCAGUUCCUGGAUCACUUCUUCCUCCUCCACCACCACCACCACCACCCCCCGGAGGAUGUCCUCCACCACCUCCCCCUCCCCCACCUCCUCCAGGUGGUCCUCCACCUCCACCUGGUCCCCCACCUCUGGAUGGGGUGAUGCCUCCCCCUGGAGCACCUCUGGGCUUCACCCUCAAGAAGAAAAGCAUCCCACAGCCAACGAAUGCCCUCAAGUCCUUCAACUGGUCCAAGCUGCCAGAGAACAAGCUUGCAGGAACUGUGUGGACUGACAUAGAUGAUGCAAAGGUGUUCAAAGUCCUGGACCUCGAAGACCUGGAAAGGACAUUCUCUGCCUACCAAAGACAGCAGGACUUCUUUGUGAAUGGUAACUCCAGACAGAAAGAAGAUGCUAUCGAUGACACCUUGAGUUCUCGACAUAAAGUCAAGGAGCUUUCGGUCAUAGAUGGCCGGAGAGCUCAGAAUUGCAAUAUCCUCCUAUCAAGGCUGAAACUCUCGAACGAGGAGAUCAAACGAGCGAUUUUGACAAUGGAUGAGCAGGAGGACCUCCCAAAAGACAUGUUGGAGCAGCUCCUCAAGUUCGUUCCUGAGAAGGGUGAUAUUGACCUGCUGGAAGAGCACAAGCACGAGCUGGACCGUAUGGCCAAGGCUGACCGGUUCCUCUUUGAAAUGAGCAGGAUAAACCAUUAUCAGCAAAGGCUGCAGUCCCUCUACUUCAAGAAGAAGUUUGCAGAGAGAGUUGCAGAAGUCAAACCCAAGGUGGAAGCUAUCCGCGCCGGCUCCAAGGCAGUGCUGCAGAGCAGCAGCCUCCAGCAGCUGCUAGAGGUGGUCCUGGCCUUCGGGAACUACAUGAACAAGGGCCAGAGGGGCAAUGCCUUCGGGUUUAAGAUCUCCAGCCUCAACAAGAUUGCAGACACCAAGUCCAGCAUUGACAAGAACAUCACCCUUCUGCAUUACCUCAUCACUAUCGUCGAAAAGAAGUACCCCAAGGUCCUCCGCCUGCACGAGGAGCUGAGAGACAUCCCACAGGCAGCCAAAGUCAACAUGACCGAGCUGGAGAAAGAAAUAAACACUCUGAGGAGCGGCCUGAGGGCGGUGGAGGCUGAGCUGGACUUCCAGAAGUCUCAGGUUCAGCAGUCAGGCGACAAGUUCGUGUCUGUGGUCAGCCAGUUCAUCACGUUAGCCAGCUUCAGCUUCUCGGAUGUUGAGGAUCUUCUGAUGGAAGCAAAAGAGCUGUUUUCCAAGGCUGUGAAGCACUUUGGAGAAGACACAGACAAAAUGCAGCCUGAUGAGUUCUUUGGCAUCUUUGACCAGUUCCUUCAAGCCGUGACCGAGGCCAAGCAGGAGAAUGAGAACAUGAGGAGGAGGAAGGAGGAGGAAGAGCGACGCGCACGCAUGGAGGCACAGCUGAAGGAGCAGCGCGAGCGGGAGCGCAAAGCAAGGAAGGCGAAAGAGAGCGGGGAGGAAGGCGGUGAGUUCGACGACCUCGUCUCAGCCCUCCGCUCGGGCGAAGUCUUCGACAAGGACCUCUCCAAACUGAAGCGCAACCGCAAGCGCAUCACCAACCAGCUGGCCGACAGCGGCCGCGAGAGGCCCGUCACCAAGCUCAACUUCUGAGCCGUGAACUGCAGGAAAACCCAGCCGAAGAACAGCGUGGGUUGGUCUUUUCCAAGUGGCUAGAGGGGUUCUUUGUUCCCGUUACACUGCCUUGCGACUCCAAGCGAACCAGUGGCACGCUCUUUCUGCCCGCGGGCAAGUCUGUGUCUGUAUAUACCGUGUAUAUAGUCGGGGCACGGGCAUGGGGGGGUGGUGUGUGGGCAGCCCCCUUCGAUGGCUGCCCGCUUCGAUGGCUGCCAGCGCUGCCUCCCCCACUCCCCCCCCCCCCCCCACUCUGGAAAAGUAGUUCUCCCCAUGCACAAGCACAAUGCCGCACCUGCGGAGCAAGAGAGGACCCGACCCCAAGAUGCCAGCAGUCCCCUCGGUCCCCAGGAGCGACGGGAUGCCGCUCCCUGCCGCUCUCCUGCCUGGAGCCCCUCCGAGGCUGCUCGCAGUGAUGCCUCGCACACAAGGUUUAAAGAAGAAGAGACAAAACCCAACGUUGACUGAACUUGAAUCCCUGGGUUGUGUUUUCAGUUGUUGUCGUGAUCGUUCCCAAGAACUCACAGAGCUGCGCUUGCCCUCUGCUUCCUGAGCUCGGCGGCACAGGCGCUCCCGGCGAUGCUCUUCCCGACCUCCCUGGGAAAAGCUCUUUUCCCUCUUGCCACCACCUCGAUAAAGGAAAAACCUUACCCCAAAGUGCUUAUCGCUCUAAGGCCGCACAGAAGUAUUUAUACUGCUAGGACCCACUCUGGCCCCGGACAAUGGGAAAGGUCGGUUCUCGGAGGAGACAAAGAGCAUAAAACUUUGUUGUGUUGUAGUUUUUAUUCAUGCUUUCUGUUCAGUGGGACAAACUGUAUCCUCUGUAAAGGUGGGUCAGGACCAAAGGUCUCUGAUACAGGAAGGGGAUGGUGAAAAUCCCACCAGCUGUCACCUGCCUUCUUAUCUCUUUUCUUUACCGGACACACAGAAGCAGCGAUGCCAAGAAACCUUCUUAGCCAAGUCCUUUUCUCAGCCGGUUACCGGUUUGCCGUUCUCGUCGUCGUUGCAUAUUUGUAAGCAAAACCUACCUGUCAAAUGUCAGUCCAAUUACAAAACCAACAAAGACAAAAAAAAAAAACAAACACCCAAAACCCCACGUUAUAAAAAAAAAAAAAAAAGACAAAAAAAAAUUAUUAUUAUUAAUAAUAAAAAAAAAUAAUUCAAAGCUCUCAGGGAGUAAUAAUUUAAUGGUUUAGAAAAUCGAGAAUUGGAGGAUGAAAAGUAACCACCAUUAACAUAUUAACAUUUCUAUGCUUAAAUUAUGCUGAGUAUAUAGAGGACUGUUACUUUUUACUUCUAUUUAUUUGUGCUGUGGUCUUUUUUUUCCCCCUUUUUUUUAAAGAAAACAAAGCAAAAAAACUUUUUUUUUCUUUUUUAAUACACUUUUUGUGAUCCUCUAAGGGUUUGAGUUUUCUUUUUUGGUUGUUCUUUAUUUUUUACCCCCCCCCCCCCGUGGAGAGAUGAGUUUGUCCCUGUUGCACUAGAUAUUAAUGCUAUUUGACGUAGGUUGGUUGGUUGUUGGGUUUUUUUUGGGGGGGGGGGAUUUGUUUUGGGGUUGGGGUUUGUUUUUGUCAGAUAAAGGGGGGGUUACUGGUGGGGUGUGGGAGGUCAGUUAAGUGUAUGUACUGUAUAGCCAAAAAAAAAAGAGUUAAGUGCUGUUUAAUUUGUAUAAAAAGAUAUGGUUCUAAGCACUCAAAGGCCAUGGGGGCUGAGUGAAAGCUGUGAAAUCCCUCUCCAACCAGAGUUGUCAAGAGCUGUGGUUUUACCCUUCUGUUCUUUUCUUCAUUGCAACUUGCGACACACUGUAAAUUGAGAAAGAAGAGGAAAAAAAAAAAUAAGGAAAAGGAAAAAAAAAAGAAGAGGAAAAUAAAUUAAGGAAAUGGAAAUAAAAAGAGGAAAAUAAAUUAAGGAAAAGGAAAUAAAAAAGAAGAGGAAAAUAAAUUAAGGAAAAGGAAAUAAAAAAGUAGAGGAAAAUAAAGUAAGGAAAAGGGAAAAAAUAAAAGGAAGGGCAAAAAAAAAAAAGGAAAAGGUAAAAGGAAAAAGAAAAGCAAAAAUAGGAAAAAAAGAAAACAGGAAAGGAUAAAAAGAAAAGCAAAAAUAGGAAAAGAAAAGGAAAAAGGAAAAGAUUAAAAAGAAAACCAAAAACAGGAAAAGAAAAGAAAAAAGGGAAAGAUUAAAAAGAAAACCAAAAACAGGAAAAGAAAAGAGAAAAGGAAAAGGUAAAAAGAAAACCAAAAACAGAAAAAGAAAACAGGAAAGGAUAAAAAGAAAUGCAAAAACAGGAAGAGAAAAGAAAAAAGGAAAAGAUAAAAAGAAAAAGAAAAACAAAAACAAGAAAAAAGAAAACAGGAAAGGAUAAAAAGAAAUGCAAAAACAGGAAGAGAAAAGAAAAAAGGAAAAGAUGAAAA
Molecule: messenger RNA, 5895 nt
Organism: Pogoniulus pusillus (Red-fronted tinkerbird)
Lineage: Eukaryota; Metazoa; Chordata; Aves; Piciformes; Lybiidae
Gene: DAAM1
Product: dishevelled associated activator of morphogenesis 1
Exons: 27
Coding region: 221-3466 (1081 amino acids)
Biological process (GO): actin cytoskeleton organization; actin nucleation
Cellular component (GO): actin filament; stress fiber
Molecular function (GO): actin binding; small GTPase binding; microtubule binding
Source: RefSeq, a predicted model, not a curated record